AUGCCGACCGCCGUCGUGGCUGGAUGCAAUUCUGGCAUUGGUCACACCUUUGCCAGACUGCUCAUCUCUGGGGUAAGCUACGAAGUCAUCGCAAUAGAUUUUGUUGUAGGAGACCAAAUCAAAGAACUUGGAUGUCGCUAUGCUCAACUCGACGUUCGGGCCCCCGAGUCAAUCUCAUCCUUUGUCUCAUCGCUGUCCAGCCAACCAGUUGACAUGCUUCUCAAUGUCGCUGGACUCAUGGCCAAGCACACAGAUGAAUUUCUGGAGUUUGUCAACAGGGAGACCUUGACUCGCAUCUUCGAGACAAACACCUUUGGUCUCACCCAAGCAUUAUCGCCAAACUUGUUGAAGGCCUCGGCUGCAAAAUUCGGCAUUGUGUCUUCGCGUAUUGGCUCCAUCUCCGACAAUCCAACAGGUGGAGUUUACACCUAUCGUGCGUUCAGAGCUGUCGUCAACUCCAUCGGCGAAAGUCUUGCCAUGGAUCUCAAGGACAAAGGUAUCGUUCUCAGUCUACUUCAUCCAGUUAUCGUCAAAACUGCAUUGGAUCCUACCGCUGCUGAUACGCCUGGAGCCGGCAUGCCAGAUGAGGCUGCUACCAAACCUUGGGACGUCUGGCAAGCCUAA
Molecule: messenger RNA, 624 nt
Organism: Aureobasidium uvarum
Lineage: Eukaryota; Fungi; Ascomycota; Dothideomycetes; Dothideales; Saccotheciaceae
Source: the annotation of a GenBank genome assembly